Messenger RNA from Fusarium oxysporum Fo47, 3943 nucleotides. RefSeq lists its product as uncharacterized. Gene Ontology annotation, biological process: metal ion transport; transmembrane transport. NCBI's taxonomy places the organism in Eukaryota, Fungi, Ascomycota, Sordariomycetes, Hypocreales, Nectriaceae. The coding region runs from base 1 to 3795 and encodes 1264 amino acids. The transcript has 6 exons. Gene Ontology annotation, molecular function: metal ion transmembrane transporter activity. Gene Ontology annotation, cellular component: membrane. The record is from RefSeq and is a predicted model, not a curated record.
AUGGAUGCAGUGGACUCACCUGAGCCUGAGCUCAGCAAUGACAAGGACUCGGUUCGUGUAAACCCAGGGAGUCCCCCAGGUCAACUUCCGCCACUGAAUGAUUACACGACAAGGAGAGAACCUGAAGGGAAAAUUAGUGAAGAGUCGACGGAGACAGGAGAGGUGGUGUCAAAGGCCAGAUUUAUUAUUGAUCCAGAAGGAGAGCUCACUCAUGAUCAAACAACUGUCGACAUUGUAACUGUUCCGUGUCCCGGAGCAGAUCCCCUUCGAACAUGGAGUCGCGAUGGUCUCAUGAGUCGAUACUACGGAGCAUUGUCUAUGCGCGACGCCGAAGGUGCAGCCUCUGAUGCCGAUCGACCAGCUCCAUCAUGGGUUCGCCAAGGACUUCGUCGUGAAGCCGAUCGAGCUCGGAUUCUGUUGUAUGAGCAUCCAUCGACGACUGAGGAUACGAGGCUGAGUACUCUGGCUGAUGCAUUGUUGGAGGAGUUGGGAAAUUUGAGAAAACGAGAGCAGCAGAAAAGACCGGUUGUGUUUGUGGGACAUAGCAUUGGCGGUAUUAUUGUCAAGAUGGUGUUGACAAAGGCGAGCAGAGACCCGUCGUUUGAGGAUAUCUACAGGCAAUGUUAUGGUGCUGCAUUCUUUGGCACUCCUCAUCAAGGAUCGAGUUACUUUGCCAUGCCGAGUCUUGCAACGGGUAUUCAGAAUCUGCUUCAACUAUCAGCGGCUAUGCCGACAUCAAUAACCGACGACCUUCGUGUGGGAAACAAUCUUCUUCUCCAACUAGACGACGACUUUAAAUCGAUAGCACACGAAUUUCGCAUUUGGACGCUAUAUGAGACUAUCGACUCUCGUCUUUCAGGCAGCUCGGGAGAUGUCUACUUCACCGCACCACUAACCUCAAUCAAGUCUGCUAUUCUUGGCAUGCGACAAGAGACCAUUCUCCCACUUCAGAGCGACCAUGCCAAUAUUGCUUCUUUCGGGCGUCAUAAUGUGCACACGAUGCGUCUGUUUCUCAAGCAGUUGUCGGCUCUGAUCGGACGUGCAGAUGAGUACUCUCGUGAGGAUGGAAAUUGGUCUCUGAAUCUCGAGUCAAAGGUAAACGUCGAGGUUCACGGAUUCUUUGAAGAUCCCCCAGGACCAUUGGAUGUGGCGACGAUUCGAGCUUGGUCUACGCGACUGCCACUCCGAGAUUUCUUGAGAAAGGGACCAGAGGAGUGUUUGGCUGAGAGGUUGAACGAAGUUGAGACGGUUGAUGAAGGCAGGUUCUUGAGGAAUCGAGGGAAAACAACGAUGCUGCCGACUGAGAAAGUUGCUGAUGAAACACACGACAACCCUCUUGGGAUCUCGCAAGGAUCUGUCGAGUUGUGUCCUCCUGCAUCCCCUGUCAUACGGCCUGUUGAUGCAGAAAAGACAAGAUCAGAGUCAGCACCUCAGACGGGAGCAAGAUCCCCCGUCACACCUUUAUCACCAGCGGCGAUAUCACCACCCACACACUACUCAACACCAAUGCGACGUCCUUCGCCGCUUAUCCGUGCCAAUUUUGAGCAGGAUUUGGCUGUCGAUCGUCUAUCACCUCCUCCUCGUGGAAGGAUGGGUCGAUCUCUGAGCAGGUCUGUCAGCAUGGGAACUCAAGCCUCACAAUACGAGUACAAGGACUUUCCUCCAUUCUCACAGCGAAGUCGAAGCACCAUAGAGGGUUUCAGUGACGAUGACGAUAUCGAUGCGUCUCCGAGGCUGCCAGAAGCGAUCGUUGCUAUCCGAAAGGCCGCUAAUAAUGGCGAGAGGAGAGCCAGUGAGACAGUAAUCGUGGAUGAAGUACCUGUUGCGUUUUCGAAACCUCACAUUGAAACCCGCAAGUUUAUGUGGGUUCAUCUGCCGUAUAAUAAUCCCAGCUGGGUGACGAAAAUAUUCGAGACUUUGCAGACAGCAAACAACCGCAAUUAUGCUCCUCUGUUCAACAAUGACUUCUGGGCGACGAGGCAUUCUCGAGGGCGACACUCUCAACACUAUGCGUACUUUGCGAAACCAGGCUGUUACUUUUCAGCUCCUCGGCACAUGUCACCUCGAGGUCGAUCUUCGAAACAAUCAUCGAUAUCGCCCAAGCCAGAAGGGGGAAUUUACACCUGUCUCUUCCUCCCGUAUCUUCACUUUGACUCGUACAAACGACUCAUUCGCCGACGAGAACUCAUCCUUCAGCGUCUCGGCCAUGGGCGAGCCAGACCUGUUCCCGAAUCUGUGGCAAAGUCUGAUUCUCUUGAAUCACAGGUGAUCUGGGAGUUUUUGGGCCACGACCCACCCCUCAACUGUCGGCGAACACUAGAUCAGUACGGAUAUCCAUCGUUGAGGGACACUCGGUCGCGAGAUGAUGAUCAGAUGCUGUAUAAACUGACAAAGGAACGGACAUUUCCUCCCGGUUUGGGGCCAGGACUUCAUGGGCAAAUGUCGAACAGUAGUUCAGGGAGUAGCGGAAGUGGUAGUCGACGAUCCAAAACCAGCAGCCAGGAUGGGGAAGACGAGGAGGGUUGCGAGGACUCUAUACUCAACGGUAAUGUUCUCAUGGUGGAUCAGGUGUGGCUUUGGGCCAUAGACUCUCAUACCCUACUCUCCUUCUUCCCGAAGCGGGAGGGUGAUGCUAUUGAAGGGCCUCUGUAUCAGCAGGCAGAUCUUCGCGACAGCAUCUUUAACGAAGUCAACGUCGAUCUCACCCGGCAAUGCGAAAAUGCUUUGGACCUGGCGGCAUUAGCAGUCCUCCAUGCUGUUACAGUCCUCCUCGACAGAUCUUCGCACCCAGACCUUGAAGUGUUUCGAAUCUUUGAAGAGGCCAUCAGCGUUCUGACCGAAAAACUCACCUCAUCGCUCAAAACAUUUCGUGCCGAAGGAUUCCGUGACAAAGCGUCAGCCUAUGAGCCAGUUGAGAACAAAGCUCGUUCCAUCAGAGCACGCCAUAAAGCCGAAGGCCGUCGAGCAGAAGAGGAUAACCGGGACAACACAUCUGCUCUCCUUGAACUUCGAGAUAUCGAGGAUGAACUUCUUAUUCUGGUUCAUCUGUUUGAGCGUCAGUCUAAAGUCGUCAGCUCUAUGCUCUCUACUUACACUCGUCCGGAACUGCGUGACCGUACUGCAAACGGGAGACUGUUCCUGAGUGAAGCAAUCAAGAAAGUCUCAGAGUAUACACACCAAGCUCAAGAGAUGAUUCAGAGAGUCCGGAGUACGAGGAACGACUACGACAAACUGCUUCAGAUGGUUCAGCGACAGGCGCAGGUUGAUGAGGUACGGCUGAGUAGGCUUCAUGCCGACCUUGCAAGUGCGCAAAGUCGCAGUGUCAUGAUCUUUACCACAUUUACAGUCAUAUUCCUCCCGUUGACCUUCUUUACCGGUCUCUUCGGUAUGAACACUCAAGAAUGGGGUGGUGAGAAUAACCUGUCGCUCAAGACCAUCGGCGCAAUCUCUUUACCCGCUAGUUUCGCCCUCGUGGUCUUUUCUCUCGUGGCAGCUUUUAGCACAAAUGCUCGACUUCUGAUCAAGUGGCUUGCCCACAUGUACCGACACAUGAUGUCUUGGGUGUGGAGAACGCUGUGUAAGCCCGCUGUUGCAAAGGUUGCCGAUAUGCUGCCGCAACGAAAUGAGCGACAGAGGGAGGAGAGGGACUCAAGAAGUGGGAAGGGAAUCUUGAGAGAGGAAAUGAGUGACUUUUGGGAAAGACAUCGAUUGGAGAGGGACAGAGGAUACACGGUUCCUGAGAAGAAUAAGAGGACGGUGGUGAGUGGUAAGAGUAGUUGGAGGAAGAUGAAGUAGACAGUACCACUGGUACAGUACUGAUUGUUCAACAUCUUUCACUCGUUUCUCCCUAUAAAAUCGGGAACUGUGCUCCAAUUAGCUGCUGAAUAUGAUUGUUCGUCGGAAAAGGCUGUGAUGCUCAUCUUCAUCCAUCGAUCCGUUACAG